Messenger RNA from Procambarus clarkii (red swamp crayfish), 2094 nucleotides. The record is from RefSeq and is a predicted model, not a curated record. NCBI's taxonomy places the organism in Eukaryota, Metazoa, Arthropoda, Malacostraca, Decapoda, Cambaridae.
UCAAAAUAGACGUGCAUGUUGAUCAACUUUUUGUUGUCUCUGCAGAGAAUUAAUGACCUGAAUGAGGACUUCUGUGGAAUGGAUGUUAACACCCCACUGGGUGGAGAGCAGCCCGUAGAAGGUCUUGCCAUCCUCACCUUCCCUACCAGACUGACAGCCGUUGCUGCCACCUCCACAGAGGUCUACACCGUCGUCUUCCUCGGUACUGCUCAAGGACACCUCAAGAAGGUUGUGAUAGAGAAUCAGAAUAAUGCACUGGAGUACGAUGAUAUUGUUGUGGACCAAGAUUCUCCUGUCAGACAGGACAUGUACUUUGACAAAGCUGGUGACCAUCUCUACGUAAUGACCAGCAAUAAGAUUUCUAAAGUGAAGGCUCAGGAAUGUAGCAUAUAUGAAGGGUGUAAUCAGUGCUUGGGUGCAAGGGAUCCUUAUUGUGGAUGGUGCUCAUUAGAAAACAAGUGUUCUUUACGACGUGACUGCCGCGAUGCCACCCAGGACCCGCAGCACUGGGUUAGCUACAAGACUGGCCGCUGCACUACCAUCACACAGGUUAUGCCAGACAAGCUACAGAGGACCACAGCUCGUACACUGUCCUUGAUGAUUGACAACUUACCAUCAGUUGAGGGAACUCUCCAGUGUGUGUUUAGUGCCAUGGGUAAAGACCUGAACACAGAAGCUAAGCGCACAGCCCAGGGGGUGUCUUGUACAACCCCAAGAAAUGACAUGCUACCAGAUAUACCCCAGAAUGAACAUCAUUUUACGGCCAAGCUGUCUGUCCGCAAGUCUGAGGGACCCGAGUUUGUAUCUACUAAUUUCACUUUCUUUGACUGCAACACAUACAGCUCCUGUACAGAGUGCGUUUCCUCUCCAUUUCCUUGUGAUUGGUGUGUUGAUGGGCACAGGUGCACACACGACUCUGCUGAAAAUUGCAGAAAUGAUGUGUUGGUCAACGGCGUUAAUCGUGUUGGCCCAAGCAUCAGAAGCGGGCCGUCCUUUUGUCCUCGAAUCACAUUUGUGGAAAGUCAAGAAAUUUUGGUGUCUUCUGGUACAGAUAAAUCCAUCAAAGUGAAGGUGGAUAAUAUUGCUCAAUUCAUCACUCAAACUAGAUUUGUAUGCCAGUUCAACAUUGAAGGAAGAGUGACAAGUGUCAAUGCUAACCUGCUGAGUGACACAAUAUACUGUGACAGGAUGGAAUUUGCUUACACAACAGCAGCUCCAUCUACAAAUGCUACAUUUGCAGUGAUCUGGGGAGGCUCAAAACCUCUGGACAAUCCAGAUAAUAUUCACGUGUUAGUAUACCAGUGUCACCUGAUGGCUGACAACUGUGGAAUGUGUUUAAGUCUGCUGGAGCGCUUCAAAUGUGGCUGGUGCCAAUCAACAGGCCGGUGUGAGGUUCAAGAUCAGUGUCUCGGGGGCUCGUGGCUGGACCGUGAUCGCACGUGUCCAAACAUUAAUAUCACCGAUUUCUUCCCUAAGAGUGGACCCUGGGAUGGUGGUACAAAUGUUACUAUCAGAGGUAUCAAUUUGGGAAAACACAUUGAUGAUAUCUACGAGGGUAUUACAGUGGCAGGAAUUACCUGUCAGCCAUACCGCAACUCUUACAUCAAGACUACAGAGGUUACCUGCAUGGUCGACAGUCCAGGAGUCAACGACUUCAAGGAGGGGCCCAUUGUUGUCAAGGUGGCACGGGAAUAUAGAGGAGAAUCUUUGGAAAAAUAUCGUUUUGUUAAUCCAGAGAUAAAGGAUCUUACACCAGACUCUGGGCCAAGAUCUGGUGGAACUCUUCUGCACAUAAUUGGUGAACACAUGAAUGCAGGCAGUCGUAUUGAGGCCUUCAUUAGUGCAAAACCAUGCAAGAUUCAAAGCACAAAUGCAACGGUGGCAACCUGUAUCACUUCUGAGUCAAAUGAUCACCAGGAGGGAAAAAUUGAAAUGGUGUUUGAUAAUGGCCGUAGAAAACUAGAAGACAAAUUUUUUACAUAUGUAAAUGACCCAACAAUCCUAUCUGUCAAGUCUGGAAGAGCAGGCCAAGCAGGACUGGUAAGUACAUUAUUAUAUCCUAAGCUCACUUUAAAAUGAACUAAAGUAAGGUAA